UUGAAAAUGAUACAAAUCGUCGAUAAAUAAUUAUUUCUUUUAAUUAAAUUGUAGCAUUUGAGUUAGUUAUAUUUCAUUUAUUGAAGAACGAAUAAAAAUCUUUUUUAUCCAAUUGAAUUAUUUCUUUCAAACAUUCUUAAUUUUCUGCAGAGUAAAUUUGUAGGUCAGGUUAUGUUUUCCUGGUCUAUUUGUUACGGUUUACGAUUGUUAUUCAGAUCAAAUAAUGUCUUAUGAUACUGGUCAAUACAUUGCAUUCUUCUAUUUAUAAAGAAGCAUCUACUCUUAUGUGAAAAAAAUUUAACAUUGUUCAAAAUGUCAAUUACAGUGCAGCAAUUAUUGAAUGAUGCUAAGCGCCUGGUGACAAGGCUACGGGAUCAUGAUAAUUCUGCUGAUACUCUUAUAUCUCAAGCACAAAAUUUGAAUAACAAUGUUGAAACUAUGAAACAAUACCAUGAAGAAGUUGAGAAGCUGAAUGCUUUGGCUCAUCAAAGACCUCGAUCAGCACUGAUUUCAAAUAUCCAGCAGGAAAAUCGUCAUAUACGAGAACUUCAGCAAGAAAACAGAGAUUUAAGAAUUAUGCUUGAAGAGCACCAAAAUACUCUAGAGCAUAUAAUGAAUAAAUACAGAGCACAAGUUAAACGCAUUGCAAAAACAGCUAAGGAAGAACAGUCAUAUCUGCAGAAGGACUUUUCACUAGAAGUACAAAAAAGAACAGAAAAAAUUGCUGAAAUGGCUGCUGUUAUGAAAAAAGCUAUUGAAAUUGAUGAUGAGAAAAUUAUGAAAGAACAGCAAAUUGUUAGUCGUCUGGAAAGAGAAAAUAAGUUAUUAAGAGAUGUAUUAGAACUUAAUGCUGCUCAGCGUAGUGUGAUAGCACAAAAAGCAGUUGUUGAAACAACAGAUGAAAGUGUACAGACUGAAUUAUGACCCCAAUAAAAAAAAACUUUUGCAAAUAUAUUUAGAGCUAGUUAUAUAUAGGUUUCUGAAGCAAGUGAGUAUUGUGUUUUCAUGGAUAGUUGUGCAUUGUUAAUUUUUUUUUUUAUCAAUAUUCAUAUUUAUUUGGGGAAAGUCUUGUUAUUUUAUAUAUGCUCAUUAUAAAUACCUGUAUAAAAUAUAAUGAUUUAAGCACUUAUAUGUGCUUUGUUUUUAUUACACACUAGAGUAUUUUAUAAUAUUGUUUUUGUUUCUACUUGUUUUUAGUUUACUGAUUAGAGUUCUUCAUAUUUUGUUUUGUGUAUAUCAAGAGCAAUAUCUUGUGUUUUUACAAAAUGUUGGCAACCAAUUUUGACUUUUGUUAUGUAAUAAUAUGAAAUGUGAUAUUGUGGAAUGUCAUUUCUGAAUAAAGAAAAGUUCUUUAUUAGGACUUUUUAUUCAUUAAUUUAUCCUGUUUUUUUCCAUGAUUGUUUAGAUCAGAUUAGGUAUAUGUUGA
Argiope bruennichi is the source of this 1426-nucleotide messenger RNA. Its product is annotated as FGFR1 oncogene partner 2 homolog. Lineage: Eukaryota; Metazoa; Arthropoda; Arachnida; Araneae; Araneidae. The transcript is spliced from 5 exons. The record is from RefSeq and is a predicted model, not a curated record. Bases 313 to 924 code for a protein of 203 amino acids.